Messenger RNA from Thermochaetoides thermophila DSM 1495, 1938 nucleotides. RefSeq names its product putative cohesin complex protein. Gene Ontology annotation, cellular component: cohesin complex; synaptonemal complex. Bases 1 to 1938 code for a protein of 645 amino acids. The transcript has 2 exons. Lineage: Eukaryota; Fungi; Ascomycota; Sordariomycetes; Sordariales; Chaetomiaceae. Gene Ontology annotation, molecular function: chromatin binding; protein binding. Gene Ontology annotation, biological process: mitotic sister chromatid cohesion; replication-born double-strand break repair via sister chromatid exchange; synaptonemal complex assembly. The record is from RefSeq and is a predicted model, not a curated record.
AUGUUCUGGUCUGGCGCUUUGCUGAGUUCCACCGGGCCUUUGGCCAAGGCCUGGCUCUCCGCCAACCAGGAGCGCAAAGUCUCCAAGGUCCAAAUCAUCCAGCACAACCUGCAGGAUAGCGUUGAGGCUAUCAUCUCUCCCAAUGAGGCUCCUCUCGCCCUUCGCCUGAGCGGCCAGCUGCUGCUCGGCGUCGUCCGUAUAUACAGCCGCAAGGCGCGUUACUUGCUUGAUGAUUGCAAUGAAGCCCUGAUGAAGAUUAAGAUGGCUUUCCGCUCGACUGGGACCCACGAUGUUCCCACGAGUAUGCAUGUGCAGAACAAAGAGUCACUUAUUCUGCCUGACAAGAUCACCCCCUACGACAACCUCGAAUUGCUGCCCCCGCCGAGUGCGGACUUCCUAGCUUCCCAGCUCGAGGAUGUCACAGCCACCCCCAUCAGCAGCCGCAAGACUACCCUGCGCCCUAAUCUUCGUGACAUUAACCUCCAGGAAGACUACAACAACAGCCAGUUCCUGAACGACAACAGCCAAGAUGAAGACGAGCUCGGUAUGGCAAACAUGGACGACCUCGGUCUGGAGCUUGACUUCGGCAUGGACCUCGACGACCGGCCGUCCAAGCUAAUGGACAAGAGCAUCGAAGUCGGCAGAGAUGCGCCCGCCGCUCGUUCUGUUGAGGACGAUCUUCUUAGUGAGCUCGAUGCUGGUCCGAACAAGGACCGCCUUGCCCGCGAACAGUCUCUGGGUCUCGAUCUCGAUUUUGGUGACGGUGUUCAGAUUGCCGACAACGAUGGCGACAUCCAGAUGCGCGACGACGACCUGCAGUUCAACGUCGGUGAUCAGUCCGCCAUGCCCGAGCCCAUCGGUGCGGAUAUGAGCCGGGCCCGCAUUUCCGAGUCUCCGCUCUCGGAUAUCGACGAAGACUUUGCCAGGGAGGUCGAGGAGGAGUAUAGCCGCCAGAUGAACAACACCGACAUGUACGAGCCCGGUGACGACAGCGCUGCGACCGUUCAGGCGCCCCAGCGUCAGAAGAAGAAGAAACUUCUCCAGCCCGACGAGCAAACCAUGCUUUCUAACGCCCAGAUCAAGGAGCUGCAGUCGAAGCGCGACAGCAUUCUUAAGCCCCAGACCUUUGUUGCUCACGACCCGUACAUUGUGGGGCUUAUGGACCUCCACAAGAACGGCGGCUUCGUCAACAACAUUCUGUUCGAGGGCCGUAGCGAAAACUGGGCCCCCGAGCUGAAGGGCCUCCUUUCCCUCGGCGCCAUCCGUCCCAACGUACUCAAGCGCAAGCGUGAUAGUGGCGUUGCCGACUUGGGCAGCGAGGACGAGCAGGGCGCCCACAAGUCUCCCCGCCUCGAGCUCCCCGAGGACGAGACCGUCCUUAACCUGGAGCGCUCGAUGGUCGGCAACCAGAGCAUCGCCGCUGACGGCACCGUUCUCUCGAUCCCAGGCCAGCAAGACGAAUCAACCGUCGUCCACGGCGCCGAGGAUGACCACCACCACAGCGCAGCCAGCCCGGGCCCCGCCUUCGAAGACACCACGAUGCCCCUCGUCCACCCCGCCGACAGCGGUCCCGUUUCUGUGUCUACCAAGCACGCCGUGCACAUCCUGCGCGACCUGUUCGGCGAGGAGGCCGCCACCAACGCCGAGAAACGCCGCAAGACUCACGUCGUCUUCCAGGACCUGCUGCCCGAGGGCACCACUUCCAAGGCCGAUGCUACCAAGAUGUUCUUCGAGUGCCUCGUUCUCGCUACCAAGGAUGCCAUCAAGGUCGAGCAGCAAGAGGGCACGCUCGGUGGGCCGAUUCGCAUCCGUGGCAAACGUGGCUUGUGGGGCGCCUGGGCCGAGCGUGAGGCCGGCGGCGAGAUGGCGCGCGAGCAGGUUAGGGACCAGGCUGAGCGCGUGGUGGCUGCUUCGCAGGAAGUGUCGGUCUCGGCUUAG